CCCGUUUGGGGUAAAAUGUCGAGAUCUUCUCGUUUCUAUUCGCGGUGACCAGCUUGACGAGUCGUAUCACAAUCUCACCGAUUGACAUGUUUGGCUCAAGAAAGCAGAUCGACGCAGACACGGCGCUGGCAAAGUUUCAGGACGGCAAACGAGAGUCUCUUCGUCGUCUACGCUCCCUGCACACGGCACACGAUUUGGCCACGACUGAUCGCAUGAAAGCUGUCUAUAGGAGCAACUACUCUCUUAUAUACUACCUCUUUCAUGAGUCUUUUACGGCACUCGAGUCGUUGUUGAAACCGAGAGGUGGGAGAGUCAGACAGCUGAAUGAAACUCAGCAGGAAGAUCUCUAUGACGUUGUGUUGUUGACUCUGGAGCGUAUUCUCAUUUACAUUCCUGAACAAGUGCAGCGUAGGUGGCAAGCCAACAGCAUGGGUCUUGUGAUCAGGAAAUUACUACACGAAGGCAAUCAAAUGAAGCUGCGUCGAAAAGCUGUCCAGUUCAUGCUGUUGUGGAUACAAGACUUACAGACGAAUACAUCUGCUGACAUUCUUGAGCUCUUUGGUCUGAUAGUUCCCGGUGUUAAUUUGUCGACUCUGAGUGAAAGCACAGAACCUUCAUAUCCAGUUUUGCAAACAGAAAUUGCGCCCAUUUUGCCUGCCGUGGAGGCUCCAACUGAUGAGACUACGAAAGAGUUGCUUAACUGUGUUUUGCAGGGAAUUAUGUAUGAGUUUCAGCGCAUUUUCUGGGAUUCUGUUGAUCAACGAGUGCGAGGCUUUGUGUAUCUCUUCGAACAAUUUAAAGCCUACUACAUCAAGCCUCUUUUCCAAGACAUGGAACAAACACCCAGUGUUUAUAACCAAGCAGUUGAUAUUGCCAUGUUGCCGGUGAGAUCGGAGUCUGUACCUUCCGGCGGCUUUGCAAUGCAGCACACGUUACAAGACAUGAUCAUUCGUUGGUUUCUUGAUCAGUUGACAGCUCGUCGAGUUCCGAGAGCUCAACUGGAGAACUUAGAAGGACAGUUAAUGAGUCCAACAACUCCGAAUACUCCGGGAAUGACGGAGUCUUCGUUUGGUUUUCAGUUGACGGGCGAUCUGUCGUUGCUGUCGAAGGAGCGGAAGGCGGUAAAUGCUCGGAGGUUCUUGAGGCAGGUUCUGAUGUCGAAGAAGGAUAAUGUCAAUCUGGUGCAUUGUAUCUUUCGUCAGGGAUUUCAUCUUCCUCUAACGUAUCUGGACACAAUUAAAAGCCUCGUUGCAUUGUAUCAGAAAUGGAUCCAGGAGCCGACUGCUCGGCCACGGUUUAUGCAAGAGCCAGAGAGACAGAAAGAUGUUAUUGAUGGUUCUAAUUCUGAUGAAGUGCAGCCACUCAUCUCUCCUCUGACGCACACAUCAGAUUCGUUUGUGACUGCUCCUCAGUCGUUGGACACUGUAGUAGAGGCUGACGAGUCAUCUUUGUGUAAGAGUGAGUCUGUGUCUGGUGGGCUUGCGUCCACGUCAAUGGGUGCUGAAAACGAGUCUUUGAGAGACGACGAGAGUGAAGUGUGGAAGAGUGAGAGCGCUGAGGCGGUUGACAUGUCGACUGACCUUGAAACGGAAAUGACUAUAACAGCAACUGGGGAUGCAUCUUCAUUAACCAAUAUGUCAUGCGAUGAUCAGAAACUCGACACAAGCCAGGAAGACAUUGUGAUUGCCGAAGCUGUUAAAGAUGCGAAUUUAGCGUCUUCUGUUUCUGAGUCUAAACGAGGAUGGACUGAAGACGUUAGGGCUGGUUUGCAGAGUAAUCUACGUUUGUUUAUUACCAACGUUGCGACUGUGUUUACCAUCCAAGUGCCUGCAGAGUUUCUUGAUAAUCAGGUGGAUCUCAUCAGUCAUCAUGUACUUCAGUUUCUACAAAUGCUUGCCAGAGAUGUGGCGCUAGAUCAAUGCACAUGGGAGCACAUGCUUGCAACUCUCCUUCACAUCACACAGGCCGUCUUAAAAAUGUGUGAUCCUGAAUCACAACAGGCCACUCUGGCCAGUCGGACAGCAUCAAACCUACUAAAAACUUUGUUUGUUUCGUGGGUUCGUGCUAAUCUUUUUGUUUCUGUGUCGACGACAUUAUGGAAUGAUCUUCUCGAGGUUUUGUCAUCACAAACUCGGUGGAUACAAGUUGUGUUGGAGUGGAAAAAAAUCAUGGUGAUACUAACACGGUUGUUGGCAAAGCAUCUUUAUAAUCUGGACAUGAACAAACUUCCGCUGGACGUUUUGAAGCAGUCGGCUCGUCGAGGAAAGGAAACAACGGCUAUCAAUUCUGACCCGUCCAGAAAACGUACUUCAUUUGUUACAGGACUUGCCUACCUAAACACGGACAAACUGAUGCAAGUAGAACAUCUAAACGAGUCGGGUAAUAGGACUCGUGCCAGGACGACAGCAGCACAGACGUCUGCUUCAUCAAGUAAUGAAGACCCAGUACAAGCUGCUGCUCGGCAAGCUAUGCGGAAGGCAAAACAAAGAGAUGGGAAAGCAACAGAACGACAACAAACAGAAGAAUUCAGGAAGGGAAGAAGCAGUUCAGCUUCUGAAGCAGAAAUGCUGUCUGUGUUUCCGCAGAAUUUGGAUGAAAGUAAACUGAAAAGUGGGAAUUCGAUUGAUUUGUUUCCUAAACAGUCUACUAUGUCACUGCCCUCAUUACAAAGGCGGGUAACUAUUUCUAACCCUGAUGUGGCUGACUCUGGUCGGCCUGUUGUAGUACGUCGGAAACUUCCUUCAACGCCGUCAGAAGAUGACAAAGGCAAGUCGCCUCCUCGUCUAAUUGAUUUGGCGAGUAUAGACACAGACGGCGGGACAUCUAAUGAAACUUCUAAUGUAAAAAAACAGGGAAAUUCUCUUACUCUAACAGACAAACGUCAACGAUUCAAUGAAACAAUAUCAGUGACUAUUGAUGUAGGAGCAUUAGAAAGGGAUAAUGAACUUUUAGCAUCAAGAUAUCGUGACACUAGAGCUAAAUCAGAAGGAACGCUUCACAACACAUGUGACGCCAAGGAGACACAAAGUUUGUUGUUGCAGUCUGUUUUAGAGGAGCAGCCAGGUGAAACAGUUGUGGCAUCUGCUGGUACAUCACCAUGGCAACAGACUUCUGAAACACAAUCACAAGCACAAGAUGGUAGUAUUGAUUAUCAAUCAAAGGGUGGGUUAGAAACUAGUUCUGAUAUUGAGGGGAAACGUGUUAGAAAUCCAUCUAAGAGUGUUAUUGCUGGUGGAACGAAACGAGGUUGGACUGACAUUGCAGCGGCCAUUCUGUGGCGGCAAAUGAUAGGAAUUUUAGGGAACGUCAAUGACAUAAAAAAGCCAAAUAUCCAUUGUGAGGCUGUAAAGUGUUUGGCGGAGGUCUGGGAGGCUCUUUAUAAGGUCAAGCAAAACCAAGGCAUUGUGUUGGAAGAUGGAACACCAGUUGUUGAUGUGGUCUACUCACCUCCUCUGUUUGCUAUAGCACCAUUAGUAUUCCAGGCUGCUGGAAAAUCAGUUGAAUAUAAAGCUGGCAGGUUAGUUGCAUACAAAUUGAUGUGUGACAUGACGGUGAAGAGACACGAUGUGCCACCUUCCUCACAUCAUCUUGAUCAUUUCUAUCGCUUGAUUCAAGCUGGUUUAAGACUGCAAGACCAGGAUUUCUUGGCUGCUAUUUUUUCUCACAGUUACAAGAUCUUCUCUCUGCCCUUCCCAGGAGUAACUGUUACUAUUCCUGAUUACAUAGAAGCAGCGGAUCGAAUGCUCAGUUCAACAGGAGUCAGUCCAGAUGUUCCUCGACUUCCUGCUUUAGCUGCAACUGGCUCCUUGCUGUUUUUUCCUCGGCUUUAUAAUGGAGUUGCUGUUGAAGGAUGCAUGGGCACAGACGACCAUUCAGUGACUUUUCAAACUAUUGAGAACAAGUUGAUUGACUUUUUUGUUAAAUCUGCAAGGGAUGAGAAGUCAAGGAUGGCAAGGUGUCUGGCUGUGUCGGUUGUUGGCUUGUUUGUCUACUCAGAGCUUGCUCACAAAAAUCUUCAUUCUAAACUGAAUGAGAGCUUACAAGUCAUUCUGAACAGUCUGAUGGUUCCCGAGAAGUUGGUUGCAUUGGUCACCAUUGACAUGAUCCACUUACUCGGUGGUGUUAUGAACAACAUGCUGGAGUUGCAGCCAAGUUUGCCAGGGCUGAUUGUAGAGGUCGUUGCGUACACACUUAGUGUAUUGCUGGUUGAUAGAUGUGGCGAUGAGAAUGAACAGAAGAUUGUUGUUGCCAUGUUGACUUGUUUAUUGGACUUGUUCAUGCUGCUUCCGCUUAACAUUGUGUCUAUGCCUGCAAGAGCAGAAACAGGAAUCACACUUCGUGGAAUCGUUUUUCAGGUAUUUUCUGCAGCUGCUACAAGCUCUCCUGUUUCAUUUGAUGCUAAAACAAGCAGGAAAUUGCUUCUAACCCAGUUGUCUGCAACAAAUACUUUUCCUACAAUUGUUUCUGUUCCCAAUGUAAAAAAGACGUCGGUUAGUCCUCCUCGCAGUGCUCCUCCUGUGGGUUCUCCAGCAAAAGCGUUCACUUUUCCCUCUUUUCCUAGUGAUGUUGUUAAAUUAACUGCUAGAUCAUGUCUCUCUCGACUGUCUGUAUUAUAUGGUCAUUAUCCUUUUGCAUGUGGUGCUGCUCAAAUUAGCAGUCGGCUGUCAGAGAGAGAUGAUAAUCCUGCUUGUGAAGGAACUACCGACACUGAACUCUCAAAUGUCCUUUUCAACUCACCCAACGUGCAGUUCUUGUCAUACCAGAACAACACAAUAAUUACUGUCAUUGAGCUGCCUGGAGAGGAUAAGAAUACUCGUGAGUGUCGGGUUAUUACUCGAGAUAUGACUGGAAAGUUCUCUUGGGAUGUCCAGUUGUUGCACAGCACUGUACCUCUUCCCAGUGCACCCUACGCAGGUGUUGUCAGUGAUCUGGAUGAUCAGUUUGUGAAGUCAAAAGGAGACCGUCGAUCUCUUCAAAAACCUGUCAGUGUCUGUCGUUCGGUACCUCAAUUUCCAGAUCCACUCGUUUUGCCAACACACAAGAAUGUGAACAAUCCAGAUGCUGACUUACUGGACAGGCUGCUUGUUCACAUUGGUGCUACGAGCCUUGAAUGUGUUGCUGACACUGAACGACAGUUGAAUCAUCCCGAUGCUCCUCCUGUUAUAUUCAAGAAUGAGCUGCAGUCAGGACUAAUUGAUGUUCUUCAUGCACAAGAUUUUGCUGAGAAGGACAAUUACGUCGAGUCACAGAAGGAGCUAGUAAUGGUAGCUGAAGCAGCACAUCCUUCUGUGCACAAGUCGCCAUUGUCACCAUUUUAUCAUUGUCAACUUUUGUUGAGCUACAUGGGACUGUUGUCGUGGGAGCAACGGAGCAAAGUGGAACUGCUGAAAAAGCAAGAUGCUUUGCUGCGAGAAUUAAAGCAUUUGGAUCAGCGACGAUGGUGUGUAGUGUGCACUUCUUUACCUGACUACUUAUUAUGCAUUACUUGUCCGUCGUUUAGUCGAGAAACACACAAGAUCGCUGUUUUGUAUGUUGGUCGAGGGCAAGAAGACAAGCAGUCGAUAAUGGGGAAUUCACGAGGAAGUCGACUUUUCGAAGAGUUUGUAGCCGGUCUGGCUUGGGAGGUUGACUUGGGUAAUCAUCCAGGUUUUAUGGGUGGUUUGCCACGUAAUCAGACAACGGGCAGCACAGCUCCUUAUUAUGCCACACCGAGCGUCGAGGUCAUUUUCCAUGUGGCCACUCGAUUUCCCGUCAACGGGGAGGGUACACAGUGGUUGCUGAACAAAGUCAGACAUCUUGGCAACGAUGAGAUUCAGAUUGUGUGGAGCGAGCACACACGUGAUUACCGCGGAGAGAUUAUAAAGACGCAAUUUGGCGACGUCUACAUUGUCAUUUAUCCUCUUCCCAACAGCUUGUUCCGAAUACAAAUCAUAAAAAAGCCUGAAGUGCACUUUUUCGGUCCGCUGUUUGAUGGUGCGAUAGUUGACAUGCUGACUUUGCCGCAUCUUGUACGAGAGACUGCGUUGAAUGCCAGCAGAGCUAAACGGUCGCAGAUGAGUUACUACCAGCAAUGGUUUGAAGACAGAGCGAAUUACUUGGAGAACACAAUCAACAAGCUUCGUCGUGACACAACCUUUGAAGAGUUCAUGACAUCGGUCGUGCGUCCUGCUGCUUUCGUUUCCGAGGAGGCAACCAUUCCCGUCGUGACCGUCACCAGCAGUGAAGAAGGCAGAGGUAGGAGUCGUAAUCGUUCGCAAUGGUCACCGCUGGCUUCGUCGGAACAAGAUGAAACAGACACAAGUCCGGGUGGCGGGCCGUUUCGACAGAGAGCCAAUACUUUUACACACGGUGAUCGAUUACGCCAUCCGUCACCACUAGCAAGACUAGGGAAGUUGCUUGAUCGAAACGACCAGUUGUCUUUACCCGACGGACUCAACAAGGCAGGCAGUCCGUCGUCACCUUCCACUAAACAACGUCGCAGCAGUUCGGAUAGAGCGAAACGGAUCGUCUGAUCAACUGAAGCUAAGCAUUCAGUCCGUGUGUAGAUGAAGUUAUUUAGCUGCCGCCGGCACCAGCUGAUUUGACGGCAAUAAUUAAAAUUUAGUUAUACGGAAGAUACGCACCGAACGCUUUGAGGCACUCAAAUGUUGCCGUAGAGGCUCAGUUUUUAUCGAGACGAUGCAAUAUUAUAGAAAAUAACUACUUUCUAGUUCAUAUUGCAUUCGGAUGUCUCGAAAUUGGACAAAGAAUCGGAAGUGAAGCAGUACAUAUAAUUAUCUUUUUUGUUACAAAAUCUCGUGUUACACAAUUGCAGUAGAGUUUCUGCUGACGAUGCAGUAAAGCGUGUGACGUUUGUC
Messenger RNA from Corticium candelabrum, 6857 nucleotides. RefSeq names its product ral GTPase-activating protein subunit alpha-2-like. Gene Ontology annotation, cellular component: cytoplasm; nucleus. Bases 87 to 6512 code for a protein of 2141 amino acids. The record is from RefSeq and is a predicted model, not a curated record. Gene Ontology annotation, biological process: positive regulation of GTPase activity; regulation of small GTPase mediated signal transduction. The transcript is spliced from 37 exons. Gene Ontology annotation, molecular function: GTPase activator activity. Lineage: Eukaryota; Metazoa; Porifera; Homoscleromorpha; Homosclerophorida; Plakinidae.